Molecule: messenger RNA, 900 nt
Organism: Adineta steineri
Lineage: Eukaryota; Metazoa; Rotifera; Eurotatoria; Adinetida; Adinetidae
Source: the annotation of a GenBank genome assembly
AUGGAUGAUUUUGACUUAUUUUCAGCACAACCUUCAGCACAACCUUCAGCAAAACAGGAGAAUGACUUAUUCGGAUCAGAAAAUACCGGUGAAAAAACAAACAAUCAAAAUGAUGAUGCAUCAUGGAUUAUUGAAAAUAAUCCUAAUACAACAACAUCAUAUCAACCCGAUGUACUAGGUGAAGAUAAUUCAACCUCAACAGGAUUAAUUCAAUCUGAUGAUGUAUUGAAAAGUACAACACCAUCAACAUUCGACGAUAAUAUUUUUGAUAAUACAACACCAGCAGCAACCGAUAAUUUCCAGGAUAAUACAACAACACUCAAUGAUAAUUUCAUGGAUGAUAUAACAUCAUCACAAGCACCAACUGCAACCAACAAUAAUCUCUUGGAUAAUAGAACAACAUCACAAACACCAAUAACAUUCGAUAAUAAUGAUGAAUUUAAUAUCUCAUCAUCGACAAAUGAAGAUAUGUUUUCUAAUAAUUCAACAAACGAACAAGAUAAAUAUUCAACGAAUAUGUUUUCAACUGAGGUUACACCUUUACAAGCAAUAACAAAAAAACGUGAAGAAGAAAUUGCCGCAAAGGAUGCAGAAGAAAAACGAAAAAUUGAUGAAUUAAAACAACAAGCUAAAAGUGAUUUAGAACGUUGGUAUACUGAUCGAAAACGACAAAUGGAACAAAAACGGCAAACAAUGCAAAGUGAUGAAAAUGAUUUACGUACGAAAGCAUUAGAAAAAAGUACUAAAGAACAAUGUGAUUGGUCAAAAGUUGUACGUUUACUUGAAUUUACAGAUGGUACACAAUUAUCAAAAUCAAAACGAGAUGUAACUCGAAUGAAAUCCUGUAUGCUUACUGCUAAACGUAUGAAUGAUACUCAAAAACUAGCAAAUGGUGUCUAA